Molecule: messenger RNA, 267 nt
Organism: Dovyalis caffra
Lineage: Eukaryota; Viridiplantae; Streptophyta; Magnoliopsida; Malpighiales; Salicaceae
Source: the annotation of a GenBank genome assembly
AUGAUCCAUGGCUCCAGGCUCCACCAAGUGCUAAGAAUAUUGGCUUUAAGGAUCGGAGUAGAUGACCAUGAGGGUGCAUGUAAAAGAUUGGACACAGAGAGUUCCAGUAAAGGGCUUUGGAUGGAAUCAAUGGUUCUGGUCCUUUCAUUUCCCAGGUCAAUCCAACCAUACAAUACGAGUGACAGAGAGAGAAGAAAUUGGAGAAACAAUCAGAAUUCAAGUACCAAAAUUAAAGAUGAUAACAAACCCAGAAUUGCUGUUGGGUGA